Molecule: messenger RNA, 1092 nt
Organism: Eruca vesicaria subsp. sativa (arugula)
Lineage: Eukaryota; Viridiplantae; Streptophyta; Magnoliopsida; Brassicales; Brassicaceae
Source: the annotation of a GenBank genome assembly
AUGGCUUCUUCGUCGUCCUCUUUCCCUUCGUCCUCAUCGCCCAAACCCACUAAAGCUUCCCAAACUCGUCAAACCCUCUUCAAGAAACCCUCUUCUGCAGAAGAUAAAAGCUUAACUAACAGACUAGAGAAUGUCUUCAAGAAAGCUAACGAGCUUUCAAUCCUCUGCGGAGUCGAAGUCUGCGUCAUAUACUACGGAUCAUACGGAGAGCUCAAAACAUGGCCUGAAGAUAGAGAGAAGGUCAAAGACAUGGCUCGAAGGUACAGUGAACUAAGCGAGAUGAAGCGACGCGUAAAACAAGUUGAUCUUGAUCAGUUUCUUGAGGAGAUCAACAAGAAAGAUUCCAAGAAGAACAAGAAGAAGAAGAGAGUGAAAGUUGAAUCCAGUUACAAGUAUCCAGAUUGGGAUUCUAGGUUUGAUAAUUACUCAGAGGAACAACUCGAGGAGCUGAUUCAGUCCUUGGAGCGUAAGCAAACCAUGAUGCAACAUAGGCUUCAAGCUGUUGUUGAAUCUCAGAGACAGAGGAACAUGGCUGCUCAAGAACAUAUGAUUCAACAACAUUCAAACCAGGUUUCAAUGAAUGUGUUCAACCCUAGAAACGGUUCAUUACCGCAAAUCCAAGCCUCGACAUCAGCUUCUAACCAAGCUUAUCCCCUGGCUCCGGUUCCGGAUUCACUAACUUUAUACCAGGAUCCGAAUAUGGAAAGCUACUCAAGGUUACUUGGGUCACAAGAAACUGGGUUGAAUGAGGUUCUGAGCAGGAGCAUGGUACCUUACAACGGCUUCAACACCAACAGUCUUAAUCUUUAUCCUAACCAGUUUUAUCAGAAUUGUUUCAAAGUGGAAGAUCUCUCUGGCUUCCCUGGGGCACAAGAAACUGGGAUCAACAGCAUCAAUAAUAUGGAAGAUUAUUCUGGGUUACUUUCGGGGCAAGGAACUGGGAUUAAUGGGUUUCAGAACAUGGACAUGUGCGGCUACAACAGCAACAAUAACACCAAUGGUUUUCCGCAUCAUCAGCUUGUUCAAGCACCACCGGUUUAUCAAUACAUAGAUCGGUCAACAGAGAAUUUCAGACCUCUCUAUGAGAUUUGA